AUGGAGAGCGAGGACUUCCUCCUGUCCAGCAAGGAUCUCAGUGCUGCUGCAGAGGAAGGCUUCUCCUCAUCCUCAUCCCAGUCCUGGGAGGGCAGGAGGCGGUGGCUUUUCCAGCAUAACGAUGGCAUCUCCCUCUUUUCACAGGCGUUUGGAAAUGCAAAAACAGCCCAUAACAACAACUCCAGUCGCUUUGGCAAAUUCAUCCAAGUGAAUUACCAGGAGACAGGCACCGUGCGAGGAGCUUAUGUUGAAAAAUACCUCCUGGAGAAGUCCCGACUGGUCUAUCAGGAGCACAACGAGCGGAACUACCAUGUAUUUUAUUACCUCCUGGCAGGAGCAAGUGAGGAGGAGAGAUCAGCAUUUCACCUGAAGCAGCCAGAGGAAUAUCAUUACCUUAACCAGAUGACAAAGAAACCCCUCAGACAGAGCUGGGAUGAUUAUUGCUAUGACUCGGAGCCGGAUUGUUUCUCCGUGGAAGGGGAGGAUCUGAAGCACGACUUUGAGCGGCUGCAGCUGGCCAUGGAGAUGGUGGGGUUCCUGCCCAAGACACGCAGACAGAUUUUCUCUCUGCUGUCGGCCAUCCUGCACCUGGGGAACAUCCGCUACAAGAAGAAAACCUACAGAGAUGACUCCAUCGACAUCUGUAACCCUGAAAUACUUCCUGUUGUGUCCGAGCUGCUGGAGGUGAAAGAAGAGAUGCUUUUUGAGGCCCUGGUGACCAGAAAGACAGUGACAGUGGGAGAGAAGCUGAUCUUACCAUACAAAUUGGCAGAGGCUGUGACCGUGCGGAAUUCCAUGGCCAAGUCAUUGUACAGUGCCCUGUUUGACUGGAUCGUGUUCAGGAUCAACCAUGCACUCCUCAACUCCAAGGAUAUGGAGGAAAGCACCAAGACUUUAUCUAUCGGGGUGCUUGAUAUUUUUGGAUUUGAAGACUAUGAAAACAAUAGUUUUGAACAAUUCUGCAUUAACUUUGCCAACGAGCGCUUGCAGCACUACUUUAACCAACACAUCUUUAAACUGGAACAGGAGGAAUAUAGAGCAGAAGGAAUUAGCUGGCACAACAUCGACUACAUAGACAACUCCAGCUGCAUCAACCUCAUCAGCAAGAAGCCAACGGGACUGCUCCAUCUGCUGGAUGAGGAAAGCAAUUUUCCUCAAGCCACAAACCAGACGCUGCUGGACAAAUUCAAGCGCCAGCACGAAGGGAGCUCCUACAUUGAAUUCCCAGCUGUGAUGGAGCCAGCUUUCAUCAUCAAACACUAUGCUGGCAAAGUGAAGUACGGAGUCAAGGAUUUCCGAGAGAAGAACACGGAUCACAUGCGCCCGGACAUCGUUGCUCUCCUGCGCAGCAGCAGGAACGCCUUCAUCUGUGGCAUGGUCGGCGUUGAUCCCGUGGCUGUUUUCCGCUGGGCUGUCCUGAGGGCCUUUUUCAGGGCCAUGGUCGCCCUCAGGGAGGCUGGAAAACGACACGUGGAGAAGAAAACUGGGCAUGAUGAUGCAGUGCCAUGUGCGGUUUUGAAAAGUGUGGAUAGUUUUAGCUUUCUCCACCACCCAGUUCACCAGAGGAGCUUAGAGAUCCUGCAGAGGUGCAAGGAGGAGAAGUACAGUAUCACCCGCAAGAGCCCGAGGACGCCGCUCUCAGACCUCCAGGGAGUCAACACCAUCAACGAGAGGAGCCCACGGGAUGCCUUUGCAGUUGGCUGGAAUGGCCGGAUGGGGAUGAGGCACAACAGGCUCGCCAGCCCUGGCACCUUCCUGGACAAAGAUGGGAUAUUCGUCAGCACCACCAACAGCAAACUGCUGGAGAGGGCCCAUGGCAUCCUCAUGCGAAAUAAGAACUUCAAAGCCAAACCCAGUCUCCCAAAGCACUUGCUGGAUGUGAAGUCCCUCAAGCAUCUCACGAACCUGACGUUGCACGACCGCAUCACCAAAUCCCUUCUCCACCUCCAUAAGAAGAAAAAACCACCCAGCAUCAGUGCCCAGUUCCAGGCAUCCCUCAACAAACUGAUGGAGACCCUUGGCCAGGCAGAGCCAUAUUUUGUCAAGUGCAUCCGAUCCAACGCCGAGAAGCUGCCCCUGCGGUUCAAUGACAGCCUGGUGCUCCGGCAGCUGCGCUACACGGGGAUGCUGGAGACCGUGCGCAUUCGCCAGUCAGGAUACAGCUGCAAAUACUCCUUCCAGGAUUUUGUGGACCAUUUCCAUGUCCUUUUGCCACAAGGGAUCAGCCCAUCUAAGCACAAUAUCCAGGAUUUCUUCCGGAAGAUAAAACUUGUUCCAGACAAUUACCAAGUUGGAAGAACAAUGGUUUUCAUGAAGGAACGGGAGCGGCAGCUUCUGCAAGACCUGCUGCACCAGGAGGUGCUGCGGAGGAUCACGCUGCUGCAGCGCUGGUUCCGCAGCCUGCUCUGCAGGAGGCAGUUCCUGAGCCUGCGGCAUGCGGCCAUCAGCAUACAGAGAUUUUGGCGUGGCUACCAGAGCCGAAAAAAAGGCAAACCAUCCCCAGACCCUCUGGUUCUCAGCAAAGCCGCUGUCAUCCUGCAGAGCCACUGGCGAGGCUUCGUGGAGCGGCGGAGGUUCCUGCAGAUGCAGUUUGCAGCUCAUCUCGUCCAGAGCUGCUGGCGGGAGCACACCAGGCGCCGGCACGCCGCAGCCACCAGCAUCCAGGCAGCCUGGCGGGGACACCGUAGCCGGCAGGCGUACACAGCCCGCAGGAGCAGAGCCGUGUGCCUGCAGGCGGCGUGCCGGGGGUAUUUGGCACGGCAAAGGUUUAGAGCUUUGAAAGAGCAGCAGUUAAAAAAGAUGCAGCUGGAGAAUGGCCUGGCAAGUAGAGAAGAGGAUGGACUGGAAGCAGAUGUUUUGGAAAUUAAGGGCUCUGACCCAUCUAAGUGGGAGGACAGCUCAUUUGAAGAGCGAGUGAGAGCUGUAGAACAACAUAUAUCACUGAUGGAGAAUAAUCGGGUGAAUCACAUGGACCCACUGGAUACCUCCCUGUACAAAAGGCAUGAGAGAGCCAGCAGCCAGAGUGGGAUGGACACCAAGGAGGAGAUCAUCGUGAGAGAGAGGCCCAAGUCGCUGGAGGAUCUCAACCAGAAAAAAGUGGUUCGUGCAAAGAGGGAAAGCCGGAGGAUGCGGGAGCUGGAACAGGCGAAAUUCAGCUUGGAGCUGCUCAAGGUCCGUUCCACAGGUGGGCUGUCACCUUCAGAGGAGCAGCUCUGGUCCACGGAGCUGGUGUCCGAGGCAUUGCACUCCCCUCAGGGAACCCCAGAGAGCGAGAGCUCUCAAGGGAGCUUCGAGUUGUUAAGCAGUGAAGAUACCUCAAGUAAUAAACUCAUUUCCUCAGUCGUAGACGAUCAUGAUGCACAGUCAUUUUCCACGGAGUCCCUGCCCAGCAGUCCCCAGGCUCAGCUGCAGGAGAAGCCUUUCUGUGCAGCAGAUGGGAACAAUGAUUUGCCCAGCUGCAGACAGACCCAGGCAGACACAGUGCUGCCCAAUAACCUCACCAGGAAGGAGCGUGGGGUGAGUGGCCCCCAGAAUGUUAUAAAGGCUCAUCCAAGAGAAACCCUCCUUUCCAGCAACCUCCCGACUUUCUACGUUCCACCACAAGACAAUGUGAAGAUGGUGGAGAAUAACCUGAGGAAUAAAGCAGUGGAAAAAGAGGAAAGGACAGUUACCUUCUCCAAGGCCAGGAAGGACUCUGAGCCAGACCAGGGCAAAGCCUUGAGAGAAGAUGAGGAAGAGGAUAAACCCUCUACCAAGAGAGAGGAACGUGGGACAGUGACAGCAGCACGGGCCCUUUCUCCAGGUUCUGUCAUCAAGAGACUGGAAAAGCUCAACGUGGAGAAAGAGGAACGGCAAAAGCAGCUUCAGCUGCAAAAUGAGAGGGAGAUGAUGGAGCAGAUUCGUCAGCAGAAGGAAAUUCUGGAGAGACAACGCAAAGCCUUCGAGCAGCAAGGGAGGGUUGAGGCCUUGCAGAGGACAGAGCAGAGCAGAAUGAAGGACCCUUCCCUCAAACCAGCCAAAAAAGCAGACAGCCGGCCUCAGUCAGUCCUCAUCCUGCAUGCCCAGAGCAGAGGGGAGCACAGCCCCAGCCCAGGCAUGGCUCCAGCCUCAGCAGUGGACAUCAAGGGUCUCACUGUUGGGACCAGGGCCAGCUCUCCAGCCCACAGUGCCCCCAGGGACCGACCUGUCAGCAUGUUUGUGGAGCGAAGAGAAGGUCUGGAGCCCCGCUGCCAUUCCAAAGCAGCUCUGGACCCCAAGGACCACCCGGGCAGCCAUUUCUCAAGGACAGAGCGCCUCCGGCAACCGCGGAUGCCCAGCCAGGCCACUGAGGAGACGAGAGCAAGCUCCAUGUUUUUCACACCAAAAGACAAUCCCUUCGGCCUCCACAGAGAGGCAAAUCAUCAGUGCCUUUCCAAGGGUGAACUAGCACGGAAGCCGUUUAAGAUGCCGGGGUCUGGCAGAGGCGAGGUGCCCAGACCGAGCCAUAAAAAGAAAGCCCGCAUGGCGCGGACGCGCUCCGAUUUCUUGACUAGAGGUACUUUUGCUGAUGGGGAGGGGGAUACGGAGGAAGAGGAUUACGAUGGCACUUUUGAGUUCCUUCUCUCCUCUGAGCACCCUCCUCACGCCGAGGCGGUGCAGGCCCGCCUGGGGCAGGCCUGUUACAGUGACUCCGAAAUGACGGUGCAGCGAUUCACCUCGGGGGAAGGCCAGGCCAAACUGCACAAAACCAUGUCCCAGGGGGAGAUUGGAAAGCUGGUGGCCACACAGAAGAGUCUGAUUCCAGAUGGGAGGCCUCAACGAGCCAAGAUGAGGUUUUGGGUGAAGGGAAAACAAGGGGACAAGAAGACCCCCCGGGAGAAGCUCGCUACCCAGUCUGAGCUGCUGGAGCUGUAUGCAGAAGAGGAAGCCCCUGGCAGGGAGGCCAUUCCUGGCUUGCAGCUUGGUGAAGAGUUGGGUCCUCAUCACCUGACCCCCCCACGGAGUCCUGAGCUGUCAGGCAUCUACCGGCGGGAGUUUAAGGAGAACAAGGAGCCCUCUCCCAAAGUGAAGCGCAAGCGCAGCGUCAAGAUCAGCAACGUGGCUCUGGAACCUGUGCAGUGGCAAAACGACUCCCUGCAAAUCAUAACCAGUGCCAGCGACCUGAAGAGCAUGGAUGAGUUUCUCCUGAAAAAGAUGAAUGAACUGGACAAUGAGGAUAGCAAGAAGGACACGCUGGUGGAUGUCGUGUUCAAGAAAGCACUGAAGGAAUUCCGACAAAACAUCUUCAGUUUUUACUCCUCAGCAUUGGCGAUGGACGAUGGGAAAAGCAUCCGCUACAAGGACCUCUAUGCCUUAUUCGAGCAGAUUCUGGAGAAGACCAUGAGGCAUGAACAGAGGGACUGGAGUGAGUCUCCAGUUAAAGUCUGGGUCAAUACCUUCAAAGUCUUCCUGGAUGAAUAUAUGAUAGAGUACAAACCCCUGGACUACACUGCAGGGAAGGUGCCAAAAAUUGAACGAAAAAAGAGAAGAAAAAAGGAAGCAGAUGUGGUGGAAGAGCACAAUGGUCACAUUUUCAAGGCUACCCAAUACAGCAUCCCAACAUACUGUGAAUAUUGUUCCUCCUUGAUCUGGAUCAUGGACAGGGCUUCUGUUUGUAAAUUAUGUAAAUACGCUUGUCACAAGAAAUGCUGUCUUAAAACCACGACCAAGUGCUCCAAAAAGCACGACCCCGAGCUCUCACCACGGCAGUUUGGCGUGGAGCUGUCCCGGCUGACCAGCGAGGAGCGGGCGGUGCCGCUGCUGGUGGAGAAGCUCAUCAACUACAUCGAAAUGCACGGGCUCUACACCGAGGGCAUCUACAGGAAAUCAGGAUCCACCAACAAGAUCAAGGAGCUGCGGCAAGGCCUCGAUACAGACAUCGAUAAUGUGAAUUUAGAUGACUAUAACAUCCACGUCAUUGCCAGCGUGUUCAAGCAGUGGCUCCGAGAUCUGCCCAACCCCCUCAUGACCUUUGAGCUCUACGAGGAGUUCCUGCGGGUGAUGGGCCUCCAGGAGAGGAAGGAGACAGUGCGUGGGGUGUACUCGGUCAUUGACCAGCUCUCCCGCACCCACCUCAGCACCCUGGAGCGCCUCAUCUUCCACCUGGUCAGGAUUGCCCUCCAAGAAGAGACCAACCGCAUGUCAGCCAACGCCUUGGCCAUUGUGUUUGCUCCCUGCAUCCUCCGCUGCCCCGACACUACAGACCCACUACAGAGCGUGCAGGACAUCAGCAAAACCACCACUUGCGUGGAAUUAAUUGUCAUUGAGCAGAUGAACAAGUACAGGGCUCGGCUCAAAGACAUCAACAGCCUGGAAUUCGCAGAGAACAAAGCCAAGAGCCGCCUCUCCUUGAUCCGCAGAUCUAUGGGCAAAGGACGCGUGCGGCGCGGCGCCUUCCCCAGCCCCGCAUCCCCUGUCCCUGGGCGCCUGUCCUCGGUGACCGACAUCCCUGAGGAGACCCUGAGCAGUGAGGAGGCCAUGGAGAUGGAAGUGACAGAGCAGCAGCAGGUGGCCAUGCAGCAGGAGGAGAAGGUGCUGACUGAGCAGAUUGAGAGCCUGCAGAAGGAAAAGGAGGAGCUGACAUUCGAGAUGCUGACACUGGAACCCCGCGCCUCCGACGAUGAAACCCUUGAGUCCGAAGCCUCCAUCGGCACAGCCGACAGCUCUGAAAAUCUGAACUUCGACUCCGAAGGAGCCAUCUCCGAUCGCUCAGAGAGAAGUGUAGCACUUACCUCCCUGCGCCCUGCCAAGGCCGAGGGGCCGAGCCGGCUGCGACGGCACCCGAGGAUGCGGCUGGAGCCGGUGGAGCCAACUGACACCCCCAUCUCCUCUUCUUCCUCCUCCCAAUCGUCCACCUCCUGCUUGCCCCACCUGCCCCGGAAGCGCUUCCAGAUGUACUCCAAAUCGCCUUUCUACCGAGCAGGGGGACACGGUGAGGCCCCCGAAAGCCGAGCGAGCCCCGAGGGCCUGACGGGGCCUCUCCAUUAUCCCGAGGACCGGCCACAGUUCACCACGCGCGGGACCUUCAACCCAGAGAAAGGCAAACAGAAACUGAAGAGUGUGAAAUCUUCCCCCCCAAAAACCAAAGAGCCCCCAGAUGGGGGGCCUGGAGGGGGACACAAGAGGAACCCCGAGGCCGAUUGCGCCGCCACCCAACCCCUUGUCCUCCUGGGGAGCAACGAGUUCAUGGUCUGAGAUGUUCCACCCUGGAGCCGCGUCCAUGCCGGGGCAUCCUCCCCAUUGGCAGUACUCUGAUGGCUUCCUUGAUAACACCAGGAGAUGAAUUCUUAAUUAAAAAGGCCGGGAGGGAAGGGUUUUAAUGGUGGCCUU
Molecule: messenger RNA, 7347 nt
Organism: Sturnus vulgaris (Common starling)
Lineage: Eukaryota; Metazoa; Chordata; Aves; Passeriformes; Sturnidae
Source: RefSeq, a predicted model, not a curated record